AUGAGUAAUAGAUAAGAGUAAAAAAUUAGUUCAAUCAUUCAAUUAAUAACAAUACUUAUUAGUAUAAGAAGACGAAUAAUUAAUUAAUAAAUUAAUUAACAUGAAUUAUUUCUAAAUAAAAGUGUGAUCGGACUUCUAUUAUUAACUAAAUCUUUAAUUAGAUACAUACAUACUGCUUUUAAUAAAAUAAACUUAGAAAAAAAAGCAAUCAAAAACAAAAAUAAAUUAAAAUCUACUUUCAAAUCAAGCAAGCAUAAAUGGGAUUUUAUUUAACCUUAUUUUAUAGAUUUAAAGCAAGGUAUUGUUCUAACUGGUAGCAUAUCAUUUGGUGUUAUUGGUAGUAUAGUAGCAAAUUUGGUUUACAAAAAUAUUGAAAAGAAGAAAAAGAAAGAUCAAGUUGAAUAUGAUGGUUUCUUAGCAGAAUAAGAAGAUGUGAUUGAAGAAGAAAUAGACUUCAAAUACAGAGUUUCAUCAAGAAAAAAAACUGCUACAAUUCAUACUGACCCUGAAAAUCUUAAUAUUGACAGGUAAAGACUCAAAGUAAGUGCUAAGAUUCACAUUGAUAAUCAUUUAAUUGAAGAACUUAGAUUCCUUGAUUCUCCUAUAUGUGAAAUAGAAAGAGUCCAUAAUCUUAUUAUUGAUAGAGGUUUGACUUAGAUUGAUGAUAUAGUAACUAAAAAAGCAGAAUCUAUGCCUAAAGGAGCAUUUAUUUUCACAAAUACCUUUAUCCUUAAUAAGGUUGAAUACGGCCCAACUUGCAUGAUUUAGUCAGCUAAAAGAUGGCUCAGAGCUGGUCCUAGAUAUCAUUUAUAUUUUUAACCUUAGGAAGUAAAAGCAUUAGUCCUUUCAGUAGGUAGUAUAGUUCCAGGAAUCAAUGUAGUUAUUAGGGAAAUAGUGCGUGCUCUUAAUAAUAAUUAUGGGGCAAAUUAGGUUUUUGGUGCAAGAUUUGGCUAUAAAGGAGUGAUUGAGGAAAACUUCAUAGAUUUGAGUAAAAACUUAGCUGAAAAUGUUCAUUCCACUGGAGGAUCCUUUUUAGGAGUCUGUAGAGGUGGAUUCAAUUUGCAUUUAAUUCUAAAAGUUUUGAUUAAGCAUGGAUUUAACUAAUUGUAUAUCAUCGGUGGAGAUGGAGCUAUGAGAAGUGCAUAAGCACUUUUAAUUGAAAUAUCUAAAAAAAAGCAUAAUAUUGCUAUAUGUGUAAUUCCUAAAAGUGUCUAAGGUGAUAUCCCUAUUGCUGAAGAAUAAAUGGGUUUUUAAACAACCAUUGAAGAAACUGCAAAGGCUGUUGAAGCAGGAUUUGUGGAAAGCUAAUCUCAUGAAUACGGUAUUGGUCUAAUCAGAUGCUUUGGUAGAAAUGCUGGGUUUGUUGCAAGUCAUGUUGCUGAAGCCACUGGUUGUGUUGAUGUUGUACUUGUGCCUGAGUUUUAAUGGGAUCUCUAUGGAGAAAAGGGUGUUUUGGAAUACAUUAGAAGCCAAAUUAAAAUUAAAAAGCAUCUUAUCAUUAUUGUUAGUGAGGGUUCAGUUAAUAGCUUAAGAGAUGUCCACUUACCUGAAUUAGGAGAAGAUGAAUCAGGAAAUAAAAUUUACAUAAAUAUUGGUGAAUUCUUAAAAGAUAAAAUCAUCCAAUAUUGUGAGGAUAAAAAGUAACCAAUAAUCAUCAAAUUUAUUGACCCUCUCUACAUAACUAGGGCAUGUAGAGCUAAUCCACAUGACACCAAGGUUUGCAGCUAAAUGGCUUAAAAUGCAGUUCAUGGAUGUAUGGCAGGAUUUACUGGAUUUGCUGUAGUCAUUGUGCAUCAUAAAACAGCUUUCGUUCCAUUAUCAGAAAUGGUAUCAGGAAAUUAUGAAAAUAAAUUGGUCCCUCAUAACAGACAUUGGUAGAGAGUUUUAUCAUAAACCUUAUAACCUUCUUUCAUAAAUAAUGAAGAAGAGCACCUUAAAUAAUAAGAAUAAGAGAACAAAGCUUUGUGA
Molecule: messenger RNA, 1968 nt
Organism: Tetrahymena thermophila SB210
Lineage: Eukaryota; Ciliophora; Oligohymenophorea; Hymenostomatida; Tetrahymenidae
Product: 6-phosphofructokinase
Exons: 9
Biological process (GO): glycolytic process; fructose 6-phosphate metabolic process
Cellular component (GO): cytoplasm
Molecular function (GO): 6-phosphofructokinase activity
Source: RefSeq, a predicted model, not a curated record